Messenger RNA from Aspergillus ibericus CBS 121593, 2158 nucleotides. Its product is annotated as VOC family protein. The coding region runs from base 269 to 1666 and encodes 465 amino acids. The transcript has a single exon. Lineage: Eukaryota; Fungi; Ascomycota; Eurotiomycetes; Eurotiales; Aspergillaceae. The record is from RefSeq and is a predicted model, not a curated record. Gene Ontology annotation, molecular function: oxidoreductase activity.
UAGCGAAUGGGGUGCAAUGCAGUAUAUAGUGUUGCAAGUAAGGGAUGACAAGAGGUGUGACCUCUGCUUGCUGGUUUCCUCGGAUAUAUAUCCUAUCCAUUCAAUAUCCGGGUAUUGCCGAGUCGAUCUGAUCCAGCGUUGCUUUGCUUAUAUACCACGAAGCUUAUUGUCGUUCAUGUAUCGCCUAUUUUCGCGUUCGUCAACCCGUUACCUUAAGAAAGAUAUACAUACACCCCGUCGGCAAUCUAAUAGACGAUUAUAUUCCAGUAUGGAGUGGGGUCAGGAUACCCUGCGGGCCGGUUUCUGCCAUGCCCUCUCGGAAAUGUACAAGACCGAGGUCCCCCUCUACGGAGAUCUCGUGGACCUGGUAUGGAAGGCAGAUGCUGAGGCAAUCAACGCAAGCAGGAAGUUGGGGGGUGCGGGUAUGAUUGAUCCGGACGAGGUCCUGCCUUCCAGAAACCGGGUUGAGAGACAUGGUGCUAUCCGUCUCGGGACUGCACAGGAGCUAGCCACGAUCCGGCGCAUGUUCGCCGUCAUGGGCAUGUACCCUGUGGGCUACUAUGACCUGAGUGUUGCUGGGUUUCCAAUGCACGCCACCGCAUUUCGACCGAAGACCAGGGAAGCUCUGGCCAGGCAUCCAUUCCGGGUGUUCACAACCGUCCUGCGGAUGGACCUGCUGACGGAGAGAACACGAGACUUGGCGCAGAGGGCCUUGAAGCAGAGAAAUAUCUUCACCAACCGGUUGGUGGCCCUGAUCAACCAUGCCGAGGUGCAAGGUCACCUUACCUCCGACGAGUGCAAAGAAUUUAUCACCGAGGGCUUGGAGACCUUCCGAUGGCAUUCCAAGGCAACGGUGACGAUGGAGGAAUACAAGAUCCUCAAGGCGGAACACCCAUUAAUUGCCGACAUUGUCUCCUUUCCAAGUUGCCACAUCAAUCAUCUGACUCCCCGAACGAUUGAUAUUGACCUAGUCCAGAAGAUGAUGCAGGACCAUGGCAUGCCGGCAAAAGAACGCAUCGAGGGCCCGCCACGCCGGGCGUUUCCCAUUUUGUUACGUCAAACGAGCUUCAAAGCUCUGGAGGAAACGGUGUACUUCCGGGACUCGAACAACACGUACGUCAAGGGAUCCCAUACAGCCAGGUUCGGCGAAGUCGAGCAGCGUGGGUAUGCUUUGACGCGUAAAGGCCGAAAGCUCUACGACGACAUUCUUGCUCGAGUCAGCAAAGAAGCAGUCGAGACAGGGGCUACCUCUGACAAGUAUGAGGAGAUAUUGAAAAGGCACUUUGAGGAGUUUCCCGACGACAAAUUUCAGUUGCAGGAGCAGAACCUGGCAUACUUCUGCUAUCAGACAACGCAAAAGGGUAAAGAUGGUCUGGGAUCGAAGACGGUCAGCUUGAGUCAGCUUCUAGCGGACAGGGUUCUGGAGUAUGAGCCCAUCACAUACGAGGACUUCCUCCCCUUGUCUGCAGGAGGGAUCUUCAACUCGAACCUAGGCAACACAUCGCAGUCCAAACGGUUGAUUAUGGAGGCAGAUGGCGACCUGGAUGGAUUCCAGCAGAUGAUGGGAACUCCUAUGAUUGAUGAGAUCAGCCUGUAUGAACAGAUGCAGAAGGACAGCCUUGAAAGUUGCCGGGCAAAGUUGGGGUUAACGGCGAUUGUGGAGUGAAGAUCAGGGCCAAUUUACUGUACUGCAAGAUCACAUACAAGCAAGUAAUGUUUCCUUCUGUAAGAAAGAUGGCCCCAGACGGCAACUGCCAUUGUUGCCCCCUCCUUCCUUUUCUGACCAAUUCCGCUUUUAUUCUUCUCUUCACCUCUUCCCUUCUUCUCCUUUUCCCUUUUCUCUUCACCCAUCACAUAUGACUACCGUUCUUUCAUCCUUACACAUCCUUUACUCUUCCGAAAAAGGUGCCGACUCUAGCCCUUCCUUUGCUCUUCUCGUGUCAUUGGGCAUAUGAUGCCCACUGGGUGCCGUUGUGAGCCCUAGUUCCAGCUUUAUCUACUCAAAUUAUCAAGCAGCCAUAAUGCGAUCGCUUUGGUCCUGGCUGAGCUUAGCAGCCGUGGCCAUUGCUCACGAUGGUCCCGAUCUCAAUCUCUUCGACUAUGGCCAGCGAGGGCCACUCUUGGGUACUUGGUUCGGCAUACCCGGACAGAAUGCAAC